GUCUUGUUCCACGCACGAGAAAAAAUGAGAAUCAUCACAUGUGCCUUGUUCUUAUUUCUGAUUUCCACCGUCGUCACAGCUCAGAAAAAAGUGUUGGACAUAGCAACUUACGGAGGAAAACCUAACGGAGAUAUAACUCAGGCUUUGACCAAAGUAUGGGGAGAAGCAUGUACAGGCACUGACCCAGUAAGAAUCUACAUAAAAAAUGCAAAGUACAGGAUGGGUGACGUGCAACUUAAAGGUCCAUGCAAGGCUCCAACGAUUGAAAUAUAUAAUGAAGGAACAAUUGAAGCACCAGGAGACAUGACUCUAUUGCAUGGGGCUCCACAGUGGUUCAGAGUUGAAAAUGUGGAUAACUUCACCUUAUCAGGCAGAGGAACGUUUGAUGGCCUUGGUCCUUCUUCCUGGCAUCAUAAUAAUUGUGCCAAAAAUGUACACACCUGCAAAAUGCUUACCAUGAAUUUUGGGUUCAGUUUCCUCAACAAUUCCGUUAUUAGGGAUGUGACGUCCAAAGACAGCAAAAACUUUCAUGUUAACGUUUCGGGAUGCAACAGCAUUGAAUUUAAUAACUUCAAAAUCGAUGCGCCAGAAGACAGUCCCAACACCGACGGAAUCCACAUCGGAAGAUCGGUUGAUGUGAAAAUCCUACACACUAAAAUUGGUACUGGAGAUGAUUGUAUCUCGUUAGGUGAUGGCAGUGUAAAUGUAACCGUGGAGGAUGUCACAUGUGGACCUGGCCAUGGUAUUAGUGUUGGAAGCGUGGGAAAAUUUACAUAUGAAACUCCGAUUGAUAAAUUCACAGUCAAGAACUGCACAAUCUCCAACACAAUGAAUGGUGUCAGGAUCAAGACAUGGCCUGCUGCCCCAGGAACUAUUACAAUCACCAAUAUGCACUUUGAGGAUAUUAUAAUGAAUAAUGUCUCCAACCCUGUCAUCAUAGACCAAGAGUAUUGCCCAUGGAAUCAAUGCAACAAAAAGAUCCCAUCCAAGAUAAAGAUAAGUAAUGUUACAUUCAAGAACAUCAGGGGCACUUCUGGAACAAAAGAAGGAGUGACACUAAUAUGUAGUUCUGGUGUACCCUGUGAGAACGUGGAACUAAGUGACGUCAAACUCACAUUCAACGGAAGUGAAGUAGUGGCCAAAUGUUCUAAUGCCAAACCCAAAGUCACAGGAGUAGCACCUGCUUGUGAAGCAGGAGCAGCUGCUGCUGCUUAAUUAAGUGUCCAAUACUAUAAAAUAGAGGCUUUUCUUUCUUCUUUUCUUUUCGUUUCUUUUGUUUACACUACUAUAAGGUUACAACACUCAUCCCCAUAUAUAAUAAGGGAGGAUGGUUUUAGGGUAGGCUGGGUGAUCAACGGAAAGGUUUA
Molecule: messenger RNA, 1367 nt
Organism: Prosopis cineraria
Lineage: Eukaryota; Viridiplantae; Streptophyta; Magnoliopsida; Fabales; Fabaceae
Product: polygalacturonase-like
Exons: 4
Coding region: 25-1215 (396 amino acids)
Biological process (GO): carbohydrate metabolic process
Molecular function (GO): polygalacturonase activity
Source: RefSeq, a predicted model, not a curated record